AUGGCAACAAAAAAUCUACCUAAUGAAGUCGUCUUACAUAUUCUUCGUAACGUGUUAAAGGUUUCUGGGUUCAAAGGACUUUUCAAUGUUCGUCGUCUAUGUAAACAAUGGAACUCGUUGGUACCAGUUGUUGUGCAAGAAGAGCUUUCAAAAUUGGACGGAAAAGGAUGGAACCUACUUGCCGCAUAUUUAGAUCACAAACUAAAGUGGGUAUACCUAGAUCCAUUUCAAUUGACAUAUAAUGAUGAGUCAAAAAGUAUAUAUGGAGAAUUUCAAGAAUUCCCGUUAAUCCCUGUUAAGCCUUAUAUUUGUUUUGCACUGGUGUUUGAACAUAAGAGAAGCGGAAGGAAACACAAAUAUAAAGAUUUUUGGGGAUUACCUUGGCCGCAAACAAAAAAUCCAACUGAAAUUUGGUAUAAUAAGGAGGGAAACGGCGUGUGUUUUCGGCGAGAGCUUGGCGGUGCACAUGUUCAAGUGAUUGGUUUGAAAGUUGGAGCCAUAAAAUUUCUAGACUAUUUGGAUCAGUAUGCUUGA
This is a messenger RNA of Acaulospora morrowiae, 534 nucleotides long. The record is from the annotation of a GenBank genome assembly. Lineage: Eukaryota; Fungi; Glomeromycota; Glomeromycetes; Diversisporales; Acaulosporaceae.